This is a messenger RNA of Setaria italica (foxtail millet), 1310 nucleotides long. Its product is annotated as DNA repair protein RAD51 homolog 3. The transcript has 8 exons. The record is from RefSeq and is a predicted model, not a curated record. Lineage: Eukaryota; Viridiplantae; Streptophyta; Magnoliopsida; Poales; Poaceae. Gene Ontology annotation, biological process: meiotic DNA recombinase assembly; DNA repair; reciprocal meiotic recombination. The coding region runs from base 143 to 1009 and encodes 288 amino acids. Gene Ontology annotation, cellular component: Rad51B-Rad51C-Rad51D-XRCC2 complex; Rad51C-XRCC3 complex; replication fork. Gene Ontology annotation, molecular function: crossover junction DNA endonuclease activity; ATP binding; ATP-dependent DNA damage sensor activity.
AUAUUGCAGCCUGAAGCGAUACCUAGGCGCGCGCCUAGACAAGGGACGGAGGGAGCCUUCCACGGUGGCGACGCAAGCGCGCGCCGCCGCCGCGAGUGGUCGGCAUCUACGGUCUCCCUCCUCGCCCCUCUACUGGAAGGGGAUGUCGUCGAGCGGGAAUCCACCUAUACUAGCUGGAGCCCAGAAUGCGUGGGAUAUGCUCUCUGAUGAGCAAUCACAGAAACACAUCACUACUGGUUCUGGUGACCUCAACCACAUACUUGGUGGUGGGAUUCACUGCAAAGAAGUCACCGAGAUAGGUGGUGUCCCAGGGGUUGGUAAAACUCAACUGGGGAUUCAACUAGCAAUCAAUGUCCAAAUCCCAGUGGAGUAUGGUGGCCUUGGUGGGAAAGCAGUUUAUAUUGACACGGAGGGAAGUUUCAUGGUUGAACGUGUCUACCAAAUUGCUGAAGGGUGUAUCAGCGACAUACUGGAGCACUUUCCACACAGCCAUGACAAAUCUUCAUCUGGCCAAAAACAAUUGCAGCCUGAGCAUUUCCUGGCAGACAUCUAUUACUUCCGAAUAUGCAGCUAUACGGAACAGAUUGCUGCUAUAAACUACCUGGAAAAAUUCCUAGGGGAGCACAAAGAUGUGCGUAUAGUUAUUAUUGACAGUGUCACUUUCCACUUUCGACAAGAUUUUGAUGAUCUGGCUCUGCGGACCAGAGUGCUCAGUGGAUUAUCAUUGAAGUUAAUGAAGAUUGCAAAGGCAUACAACUUGGCAGUUGUCUUGUUGAACCAAGUCACUACUAAAUUUACAGAAGGAUCAUUUCAGUUGGCUCUUGCUCUAGGUGACAGCUGGUCCCACUCGUGCACAAAUCGACUGAUUCUCUACUGGAACGGGAAUGAUCGGUAUGCACACCUGGACAAGUCUCCUUCACUUCCAGUAGCUUCAGCACCGUAUGCAGUGACAGGCAAAGGGGUGAGGGAUGCUGUGAGUCCUAAUCACAAGAGGGUCCGAGUAGCAUAGCAAAGUUGGUGCCCAACCCUUGUAUAUCCUCUAUGCUACUGCAUUCCUUCAUGGAUCUUUUGGACAAGUUAGGUGAUUGGUAGAGAAUCCUACCAUUUUGCAAAGUCUUAAUUGCGUAGUGCUGUAAGUAGAAAUUGUAGGGAACUAGAUGCCGCAAAAAAAUGCUACUGUGUUUGGUUGACCCAUCGUUAACUCAGAUACAUACAUUAUCAAGUCUGAUGUGUCUGAACAUGUGACACAUUCUACCAGCUCUUUCAGGUGGCUCGGCCCUAUCGUAUGCAGUUCUGUAAAUUGUGAUCCA